Messenger RNA from Astyanax mexicanus (Mexican tetra), 5060 nucleotides. RefSeq names its product src substrate cortactin. The transcript has 16 exons. Gene Ontology annotation, biological process: regulation of actin filament polymerization. Lineage: Eukaryota; Metazoa; Chordata; Actinopteri; Characiformes; Acestrorhamphidae. Gene Ontology annotation, cellular component: lamellipodium; plasma membrane; site of polarized growth. The coding region runs from base 156 to 1667 and encodes 503 amino acids. Gene Ontology annotation, molecular function: actin filament binding. The record is from RefSeq and is a predicted model, not a curated record.
CGCUGCAGCUUCAGUCGCAGGAAGUGGGAGAGCAGGAAGAGUGGAGCGGAGAGGAGGAAUAAUCAUCCCACCAUUUCAGCGCGGAGAGAUAUUCACCUAAAACCCGCAGUUAAACCGCUUUAACCUAGGAUUCCCGAGCCGAACCGGAGCAAAGCAUGUGGAAAGCAACAGCUGGUCGCUCGGUCUCCGUUACGGUGGACGAUGGCGGUGAUGACUGGGAGACUGACCCUGACUUUGAGAAUGACAUCACUGAGAAGGAACAGCGAUGGGGAGCGAAAACCGUAGAAGGCUCGGGUCACCAAGAACACAUCAAUAUCCACAAGCUGCGUGAGAAGGUCUCCACUGAGCACAGUGAGCUGAAGCAGAAGGAGCUUGAUGGCAUGCCUAAAGCCUCACAUGGAUAUGGUGGUAAAUUCGGAGUGCAGCAGGACCGCAUGGACAAGUCUGCUGUAGGUCAUGAGUACCAGAGUAAGCUUUCCAAGCACUGCUCUCAGACUGACACCUCUAAAGGCUUUGGAGGGAAGUUUGGAGUUCAGACUGAUCGUGUGGAUCAGUCUGCUGUAGGGUUCGAGUAUGCGGGGAAGACGGAAAAACACGCCUCUCAGAAAGACUACGCCACCGGGUUCGGUGGCCGCUAUGGGGUGCAGAAUGACCGCGUGGACGAGAGUGCAGUAGGAUUUGAUUACCAGGGCAAAACUGAAAAACACGAGUCCCAGAAAGACUACACCAAAGGGUUUGGUGGGAAGUUUGGUGUGGAGACGGAUAAGGUGGACAAAAGUGCUGUUGGGUUUGAGUAUCAGGGGAAGACGGAGAAGCACGAGUCUCAGAAAGAUUACGUGAAAGGUUUUGGAGGGAAGUUUGGUGUGCAGACAGACCGGCAGGACAAAUCUGCGGUGGGCUGGGACCAUCAGGAGAAACUGCAACUUCAUGAGUCCCAGAAAGAUUACUCCAAAGGCUUCGGGGGGAAGUUCGGCGUGCAGAAGGACAGAAUGGACAAGAGUGCAGGAACGUUUGAGGAGGUGGAGAAGCCCAGCACUGCUUACCAGAAAACCAAGCCAGUGGAAGCAGCUGGCAGUGGAACAGGCAACAUUAAGGCUCGUUUUGAGAACUUGGCGAAGCAGAAAGAGGAGGAAGACAGAAAGCGAGCGGAGGAAGAGCGAGCCAGACGACAGGCCAAGGAGAAGCAGGAGCAGGAGGAAGCUCGCCGGAAGAUAGAGGAGAAUGCCAAAGCUAGAACCCCCUCCCCUCAGCCCAGCCCCACCACCACCACUGCUCCAGUGUACCAGGCCCAUCCCGAGGUAAAAGAGGAAGAGGAUAAUGUGUAUGAGGUGGAACCAGUCUCCACCCCUGCAGCAAAGCCCACCUAUGAAGAACCAGUUCAGGAGGAUCUCUACCAGAAUGUGGAGGUGGAGCCGGAGCCGGAGCAGAACCAGGAGCAGGAUGGACAGUAUCAGGCAGCAGAUUCUCAGUCGUAUGAUUAUGGAGAGGAUCUGGGGGUGACCGCUGUGGCGCUGUAUGAUUACCAAGCUGCUGGCGAUGAUGAGAUUUCCUUUGAUCCUGAUGACAUCAUCACCAACAUCGAGAUGAUUGACGAGGGCUGGUGGAGGGGCGUGUGCAGAGGGGCUUAUGGACUCUUUCCAGCCAAUUAUGUUGAAGUCCGGCAGUAAGGCCACACCCCCUCGGUGGCCACGCCCAUCUCCCUGGAGGAGAGGGGUUCUCUUGCACAUUUUCCAUCUUCGUCUCGUCAGUCUUUCUCCUCUCGUCUUUCUCCUGCUCCUCCCAUCUUUCAUGGUGCUUCUGAAGUGUUGGACAUUCUCAGGUCUUUCCAUCACUCUUUCUUUUCUUCUUGUCUUUUAUUUUCUUCAUCCUCAGUGCACUCACAGUAAGCCUGUAUCAACAUGGGGAAGAUAGAAACUUUAUACACCUGGUUUCUUUCUUUUUCUCUUCUUCUCGUUUAAUUUAGCAUUUGUGUAGCCCACGAUCGUCAUACCAUUUUAUCUCAUUAAAAUAAUCAGAAUCGAUUUACUGAGAGUUUAGAUGAAGUUUUGGGGCUUUAAGGGUUAAUUUAUGAAGUUUAAUGAAGGUAUAAAUCCUGAAACCUCCAGAAGGGUGUUAACAGCUCAACCAGAUGUGCUAACAUGGAUGCUAAUAACCACCAGUUAGCAGGAUUUUUUUGUUUGUAUUCACUCUCAUUCACUUAGUUUAAUAAAUAAUAAGACUCAUAUGAUUUAGCUAUAUUUGUGGAUAAUCAUUUUGAUUCAGUGUUAGCAGCAUUAACAGUGUUUAUGGCAUUUAAGUCAUUAUCAUGUAUCUUUUGCUUGAUUGCUGAUUAGCAACAUUAGCAGCCGUUUAAAUAGUUUGCAUCAUCAUGCUAAUGGGCGGUUUCUUAUGCUAAUUCACUGUUAGCAUCACUGUGAUUAUUAAAAUAAUAAAAAAAAAUAAUAACAUUUGCUUAAAAUUAAUGAAUUGUAAAGUAGUGUGCCGAUGGUUGUUAAAAAAACAAAACAAAAAAACAAUUAGUAACCAAUUCUGAUAUCAUUGUGCAUCUCAUUAUAAACAACUACUGAAAAUUACUAUCAAUAUUUAAUUAAUAAAAUUAUUUAUUUCUAGGGAUGCACCUAAUAUUUAGCAGCUGAAUUAUUUGGCUAAAAAUAACAAAAAAAGCACUUUAAAUGUAUGCUGAGUAAUGACAUUUGUUUUAGGUCAUGCUGUGAUUUGUUGGUUUGUCUGCUGAGAUGUUAAUCUCCAGAUACCACUUUCAAAUAAAGCUAGUUUAUAAAAAGGGUUUAUUCAUGGUUAUUAUUUAGGCUAUAUGUACUUUCUUUAGAUAUGUUAAUACAGACAGAUGGAAAAGAUAAAGUAAGAUCUGAAUUGAAUAUUCAGACAGUGAUGUUUAACAGUAUAAAUAAAUGUGGGAUCGCUAUUUGGCAAAUGACACGACUCUUCCUGUUUUUUAAAAGCAUUUACAACCUAAUUAUUCACCAUUAAUUAACAAACCUUUUUUUAAGUGGUACCUAGAGAUGGAUUAAACAAUAAACAUUUAGACAUACCAACAAAGCACAACAUGAUCUGAAAUGUAUAAAUGUCAUUAUUUGGCAUAAAUUAAAUUAAAAUACUUUUUUGCUAUUUUCGGCCAAAUAAUUUAGUUUGCUAAGUAUUCGAUGCAUCCCUAUAAAUGAUUUAUUUAUUAAUUAAAUAUUGAUACUUUUAAGUAGCUGUUUAUAUGUAUUUAAUAAGUAUUUGCAACCUCAUAAAUAAUAGUUAAAAUUAUUUAGUGGUGAAAAAAGUAGCAAAAUGAAUGAAAUCGUGUAAAUAAUCCAGUGCAUCUCUAUAAAUUUUAAUAGAAAGUUGCAGUGCUGAGUGAUGCCACUUAUCUAUACACUGUUAGCAUCUGAAUUCUCACCUGGAUUAUAUAUUAUUAUUAUUUGCUAAAUGCUGUUUGCUGCUGCUUUUCUUCUUUUUCAGUCACUGGUAGCUGGUGUUAGUAGUGUUGGUGUUUCUGGCUGAGCUGCUGUACGAGGCUGUGGUUAGAGAUUUGGUAGGAUCACCAAAGACAGGAGGUUGUUGGAGUGUUGGGUGUUUGUUAGAGGAAUAAUGCAGUGCUGUUAGAUGAAUAUAUUGGAGGAUUUAUCGGAUGAAGAAGUUCGUGUUUCUCAUUUAAAGCGCAUUUUCAUGCUGAUCAUGUUAGCACUCUGCGGCUCUCAGGCCUCUGAAUCAGAGCUGCGUUUGCGUUUUUAACACUAAAAGGACGUUUUGUGUUGUAGCUACGAAUCCCGACAGAACACUAAACACUCACAUUACUGAAGACUUGACACUUAAAUCUGCCACCAUGUGUCAGCUGACCUGCGUGGCUGUGAACAAACAGUAUGAUUUUUAUUCUGAUUGGACAAAAAAAUAUAUUAUAUACAGCUCUGGAGAAAAAAUAAAUAAAAAAGAGACCAUUUCAGUCUCUGAAUCAGUUUCUCUGAUUUUGCUAUUUAUAGGUUUAUGUUUGAGUAAAAUGAACAUUGUCGUUUUAUUCUAUAAACUACAGACAACAUUUCUCUCAAAUUACAAAUAAAAAUAAUUUUAUUAUAAUUUUUCUGCAUUUAUUUGCAGAAAAAGAGAAAUGGCUGAAAUACCAAAUAAGACGUAGAUAUUUCAUUUCUCAAAUAAUGCAAAGAAAACAAGUUCAUAUUCAUAAAGUUUUAAGAGUUCAGAAAUCAAUAUUUGGUGGAAUAACCCUGGUUUUAUCACAGUUUUUGUGCAUCUUGGCAUCAUGUUCUCCUCCAUCAGUUUUACACACUGCUUUUGGAUAACUUUAUGCUGCUUUACUCCUGGUGCAAAAAUUCAAGCAGUUCAGUUUGGUGGUUUGAUGGCUUGUGAUCAUCCAUCUUCCUCUUGAUUAUAUUCCAGAGGUUUUUUGUUAAUUUGGUAAAAUCAAAGAAACAUCAUUUUUAAGUGGUCUUUUAUGUUUUUUCCCAGAGCUGUAUAUAUUACGAUGUUUGAGACCAGAGUUGCAGGUGGUGUUGAGAUGUCUUGAUGAAGUGUGUGUAUGUCUGUGUGUAUGUCCUGGGCAUGCGGUGUCAUUGUCUUUGUGUCCUGGUGUGUGUGUGUGUGUGUGUGUGUGUGUGUCGGCGUAUUGUAUUUUAUUACACUCAGGCCACUGUAACGGCUUCACGAUGACCAACACGUUAUACAGCGAGAGGUUCAGCGUCUGAGAGUGUGGCUCUGAACUGCGGGAACUGUAGCUCUUUUUGAAAUUAGCUUAAUAUAAAAAUAAUCAUAAUUAUAAUAGCGUAAUUCUGUCCCGUGGUUAAUGAGGAAUGGCGGUUCCGUUGUGGUGCGGUGGGACGCUCGUAAUUGGGUAAGAUUGUGGCGCAUCGACGGUGUAGCAGCGGCUAAUCACGACAUUCUUUCGGGUGGGGGGUUUUAUAAAAGUGACCUUUUCAGAUAUUUUAUUUUUAUCUGUAUUUUGCUGGCUUAAAUCUCAUUACGUGCUUUUUUUUUUUUUUUUUGAUUGUUUGUUUUUGUAAGAAAUGGAAUUUCAAUUAAUAAAAAACACGGAUAGUUGAAAUGAA